Messenger RNA from Cuscuta europaea, 6646 nucleotides. Lineage: Eukaryota; Viridiplantae; Streptophyta; Magnoliopsida; Solanales; Convolvulaceae. The record is from the annotation of a GenBank genome assembly.
AUUCUCUUCUCUUUCCGCACAUGAACUCCUCUGUAUUUGAUCUUCAAUAGUUCAAUCAGAUCUUCUGCUUUGAUUUCAAUCGCUAUUAUGGUAUCAGAUUUGGUUCUUCGAUCCUAAUUCAUUUUUUCAUCUUCAUCUUUCAUAUAGAUUUCUACAAUCGAUUUUCCUUUUCUGUUGAAAUUCCACAAUCCCUAACCCUAGUUUCUUCGCACAUCUUUGAUUGCGAUGACUUCGAACAUCAUCUUUCCAUUAAAUCCUACUGAAGAUCCUUCAUCUCCAUACUACUUGCAUCCAAGUGAUCAUGCAGGUCUACGCAUCAUCUCUGAGACACUUACUGGUGAGAACUUCAACGCUUGGAAGAAGUCCGUUACAAUGGCCUUUAGUGUCAAGAACAAGAUGGGAUUCCUUGUUGCUUCCAUUGCUCAACCGAAGUCAGAAGAUUCUGUUGCCUAUUCUGUCUGGUAUCGUAUUAACGCACUUAUACUAUCUUGGCUGAUUUACUCAAUUUCUCCUGAAAUUUGUUCCACUUUCUUAUAUUUUACUUCUACUAAAGAUCUUUGGGACGAAAUUCAUCUUUGUUAUGGUAAGAGUGAUGGUCCUCCUUGUUUUGCCUCGAAAAAUCCUUUAGGCAAUAUUCCCUAGGCAAUAUUUCUCAAGGGGAUGGUGGUUAUCUUUUGGUCUACACCCACCCAUCCCGCUUUUCUUUUCCUUGGCCUUGCUUUUCAUUGUUUGGUCAUCUUUUGGUCUACACGUAGCAAUCUUUUGAUUGCUACGGCUUUACUUUCUUUUUCGUUUUCUCUUUUUUCGUUGCUUUUCACCUUGCUUUUCAUUUUGUCGUUACUUUUCUGUUUUCGUUGCUUUUGUUGUUUUUUUAGUUCAUUCUUUUCUUUAUUUUUUCCUUUAACAUGCUUUAAUUUUUUAUUCAAUAAGUAUGCAACUGUAUAAUCUAAAAUAUUGUUACUGUUCCAGUUUUUUCAACUUUUUCCAAUCAAUCUUCUAACUUAAUUAAGUUUUUUUUUAAAUUUGUGCAUUAUAAAAUGUUUUAGGUAUUAAUGUUUUUUUCUUCUGUUUUUAAUUUUAAGAUGACUAUUUGUUAGUUUAUUAAAUAUUACUCCAUGAAAAUGUUACGACGUCCAACUAACAAACCUUAUGAAUUCAUAUUUAUGCUCAUUUUGUAAGUUACAUAUACUCAAUUGGGGUAAUUGGUACUCAUGUUAUGCUCAUUUUAAAAAUGUCAUAACAAUGCAUGUUUCAAAAGUACCAUAUUAGAUUAGAUUAGCAUAUUGAGAUUCAUAGGAAUUGAUUAUAGAUACUCCAUCCGUCCUUUAAAACUUUGCCAAGUUUGACCGACACGAGGAUUAAUAAAGUAAUACUUGUGUGGUUGCGGUUUGUGCAAAGGAGAGAGAAUUAACUGGAACCACAAAUUCUUUACUUAAAAGGGAAAGUGGCAAAGUUAGUGAGCAUCCAAAAAAGAAAAGUUGACAAAGUUUCAAGGGACGGAGGAGUAUAAUUUAAUGAGUUUUAAAAAAAAUAAAAAAUAAGAAAAAGAAAGUGAAUUAUGAAAUUGGUUUUACAAUACUCAUUAUUCGACUCUUAAUGCUCAAUAUAAUACAUCUGAUGCUCAUUAAAAGUGUACUAAUGUUCAUCUAACCAAAACCGCGAUUUUCACUGAUAUUAUGAAAAUGCCACCGUUUUUUGUUGUGAUAUCAACUUUCUUUUGCUAACACGAUGCUCAUUAAAAUUGGACUAUUGCUCAUUAACAGUACACUAAUGCUCAUUUAUCAGAAACUGCGAUUUUCACAUUAAUUACAAAAAUGGCAUCGAAGUAUUUCGCUAUUUUUUCCUUGGGCUCGUUACUUUCCUUGUUUGGCCGGCUGUACGGUGCUCACUGUACAGCCGGAUGUAUAAUAUACACGCUCGUAUUUUGCUCAUAAGCAGUGUCGGAACCAGAACUUUUUUGAGCAGGUGCCGAGAAAUGUAUCAAAUAAAUACAUCAUAAUAAAUUUAGAAAAAACGCAUACGAUUAUCUAAAUUAAGUGUCGUAAAGCUUAAUGUUUACAUAUAAGUCCAAAACUAACUACUCUAGGAAAUUAAGGGAGAUAAUUGUGUCCUGCGAGUUCGCAUCUGUUUCCAUUCGGUAUUAAGAAUUUCAACAUUGUUAACCUAACAAAUUGUACAAGUGUACAACAAUAAAUUCAUAUAUGAAUUAGCCUUAAUUUGUAUGUAAUCACUACAUUCACUAUUAAAUUAAUAGGACAAUUUAUUUAAAAAAUGUAUAAUGAAUUACCAAAAUUUUAAUUUAAAUAAAAAGGGGAAAAUAGAAAAACUGAAAAUAGGAAUACCGGUCACAGUGGCGGGCGACGAAAGAACGGCGGUCGGCGAGCUGGCAGAUGACGGUCCGGUGUGGUGGCGUCCGGCGUCCGGCGUGCUGCGAUGCUACUUUGCCUGCUUCACUGCUUGGUUCGUUGGUUGCUUGCGCAAGGCGACUUGGAGUGCUGGUCAUUGGGCCUUCCUUGGCCCGAUAUGCCUUUAAUUUUUUUCACAACAUAGGCCCAGAAUUAUAAAGGUUUGAUCUUUUUUGAAGCUCGCUUCUUCCCUGUCCUCUAGCCGGCAAUGGUGAUUGGCGCAAACAGAGUUAUAGAGCUCUUUGCCUCUCCGACUCCAAGUCUCCGGCAGUCAGGCUCAGCGGCUCUCCCCUAGUCCCCUGGGUGCUGGUAAUGAAACUGCGGCACCGACACCAGCUCGCCCCCCCCCCCCUCCCCCCCGGGUCCGCCGCUGCUCAUAAGUAAUACUCUCUCUGUUCCAUUGGACUUUGCCAACUUUUCCUUUUUGUUUGUCCCAAAAAACUUUGUCACUUUCACAAUAAAAUAAUUAAUUUGUGAUUUUGGUUAUUUCUCUCUCCUCUACACAAACAUCAACCACACAAUUUUUACUAUUCUUAUUUUUACUAUUGGGACGAAGGUAGUACCUGUUCCCUGAAUCCAACCAUCUCAUUUUUUGAUGAGAAAAUCUAUUUGCAUAUAAAAUUUGUGGGCUCUUUAUACACAUCCCUAAUUGCUUGUUCAUACCGUUUGAAAAAUCGGUAAUUGUCUGUAACUAUCAUUAUACACAUAUGUGUGUAAAAGUGUAUAAAAUUUGUACUUAUAUAACAAGAAUGGUUCUUUUUUCAUUUUCGUUUGUAGUAUUAACUUUGUACCAUAUCAUAUUUAUUACUCUCUUCGUGUCACUAAGAUUGUUUCAUCUUUUCGUUUUGAUCUGUCUCACUAAGAUAGAGUCAUACUAAAUUUUAUAAUAUUUGUAUGGUUCAAAAUCAUUCUUACUUUAUUCUAACUUUUUAAAUUCAAAAUCAACCACAUAAACUUAUUUUUUUUAAUAAUCACAUCACCUCCUUUUGUACCAAUGUUUGAAGAAUAGAUAUAUUAAUAAUUAUUGUAUCUAAAUCAAUUCUCAAUUCAAUUUCUAUCACAUGAUUCUAUUUUUCAUAAAAACAUCACCAUCCUAUGUUGUCUCAAUUUUCCUCUGUUGUCUCAAUUUUCCUCUGUUGUCUCAAUGUUCUUACACCACUAGAGCUUUUUUUAUCGUCAAAAUGGAUGGCUUAAAAUGAUAUCACAUCAUUCAGAUAGGGGGUAAAACGAUAAAAGGACCACAAGCAACCGCCAGCCCUCGAACUAGACUUAGAGUCAAUCAUCUCCAAAAAAGCAAUAUAACUCGCUAAUCCAAUAAUGGGCAUAAAUGAGCCAACGGCAGUUAAAUCAGACCUCUCAUCACCCAAUCCUAAUGCAAGAUUCUUACAACAAUAAAAGUAACUAACAGAAAAAUAAACAGACUGAUCACGAAAAUUAAUAGCAAGCAAACAGUAAAAUUAAAAUAUUGCUUCCAAACCCUAAACUCUCCUGCACUCCAUGGUGGAGGUUCAGUAGGGGGGGGGGGGGGGGUACUCCAUGAACGACAUCCUUGAAAUUAUCCACCUGCUGCUAGGGGUACACAACCUUUGGCCGCCAUAUUGACGUUGCGGUCUGCUGAAAAAGAGAGCCUCACGAAAGAUGGACGAAAGUCACACAAGAAAGCCGCACUUCGUCGAGGAAUAAUAUUAGACUCAUAAAAACUCAUUACAAACCUUUGAGAGAAUAAAUUAGAGUUACCCGGAAUAUGCAAGUUGGAAUUUGAGUUCCCUAUAUAUGUUGGUACCUAGCUUAGAAAUGAAACAUCUAGGGAGCAUGUACCCCAAAUCUAAAAAUUGUUUGAAUACUUGGGGGUAAGAAUUGAAGUUUUGUAUUAAAAUUCUUCCCAAAAAUUCUAAAAAUUGUUUGAAUGCAUGUAUAGUUCAGUGCCCACUAGGAGUCGCGCACAUAGGAGAAUGUAACUUCAAUUCCCUACACUAUGAUUAAUACUAAAGAUGAAUCAAUUGAGACUAGAAUGACAAUCAGUUUUUGAGAAACCAAGAUUUCUUAUUUUUGAUUUUAUUGUUAUGUAUAAAUAUAGACUAGGAUAACUAUCAAUUUUUGGUUAUCCAACUUCAAGCAAGCUCGAUCACUAUGAUUUCAAACAUACACAAAUUAAAAUGUUAGCAGUUUUUUAUAAUUAUUUGGCAUGGUAAAAUUGAUGCCAUCAAUAUUAAGUAGAAGAAAUGAAGUAGGGAAAUGUAAAAUUGUCUUAAGCGUAAUAUGCAGUACGGAGUACAUUGUAAAGUUUAAAGGAAUUAUCCUAAAUGGGACUAAAACAUGGCUAAAACUCCAAACUAGGACUUUAAGUUUUAAAUUGCUUAAAUAGGACUCCAGAUUACAUUUUUACCCCUGAUUCCAAAAUCACCUUUCCCCAAUCCCUCUGCCAUCGAUCCUACACAUGCGAUUCAGCCCUCCCUUUCCGGCGCAGCUGCCAUGUAGCAGCUUGACCGAUUUCGAUCGCAACUCAACCGCCAUCAUCGCAACCACCUGCUCAACGCCGACCACCACCUCUUCUCUCCGACAAAAUCAGAUAUUCUGCAUCUUCUCCUCCUGUUUCCUCUUCCUCUUCUUUUCUUCUUUUUCUUUUUCUUCUUCUUCCCCUCCCCCCCUCUGUUUUCUUCUCCUCGCAGUUCUCCUUGCACUCCUCUGUUUUCGAUUAAAACUUCUUCUACUUGUUUUGAAUUUCAGAUUAUUUUAGACAUUUUAUUUCGAAAAUGCCAUCGUUUAAAAAUAAUGACAAUUUCAUGACAUUGCAUUUGUUAUGAUGACAGUUUUGACAUGUUUGUCACUUUACUCGAAAAUGACAUGUUAACAUCAAAGGCAAAAAUAUGACAUUUUUAGAUGCAAAAACAUGUCAGUUUUGAGAUUACAACAUGACAUUUUUAGAUGUAAAAACAUGUCAUUUUUGAGAUUACAACAUGACAUUUUUAGAUCCAAAAAUGUCAUCAUUUGUCAAAAAUGUCAAAAUCAUGGAAAUUUCAAACAUAUAAUACUGUCAUCUCCAAAAAUUGCGAAUGUGUCUCCAAAAAUUGCCAAUCAUGUGGCUUUUUUAAAAAAGUUGAUAGAUGAACAUAACAAAAAAAUUAGACCGAAAUAAUUUCGAAUAAUUGAUAGAACCGUGAAUUCCAAAUCCAAAAUUUUUAAAUAAAAAAUAUGACUGAAGAAGAAAGGAGCAGAGAAAAAAAGAGAAGGAAAAGGAGAUGGAGGAAAAGAAGAAGAAAUACUUACCUGGAGAUAUGUCGACCUGAGCAGUGGAGAGGGAAGCAAAGAUGACUUGCGGACAUGAGAGGCUGUUAUGCGUCGUCGGUGUCAUGUUUUUUAAUUGGGGGCAGUUUAGUCAGAUCAACUUUUUUUAGUCCUAUUUUUGACCAAUAAAACAUAGUAGUCCUAUUUUUGCAAUUUCACUUUGAUUUAGUCCUAUUUCAACAAUUCUCUCAAAGUUUUAUUAUAUCACACAAGAACCAUUUUGCUAUGAGAAGUUAUAAUGAUGAAAUUUGUGUUUUCAGAUCCAAGUCUUGGAACAUCCAAACAACAUGAUUCAAGUUUCAUAUGAAAGCCAACUUGAAGGGCUACAAAUCAUAUGAAGACACCAUUGUGAGAAUCGGAGAGAAGAAAGGUGAAAACAGACGAUGAAGUCAGACAACCUCUGUUUAGAUUUCAGAAUGCGACCUUCCACCAUUUUAUUCAUAUAUUUUUAUUGGAUGAUUCAAAUCCAGUUUUGCAAGUUGUGUUGGAUAGAAGACUUCAUUAGCUACAACUUUGAUGAAGGACGAAUAGUCAGAAGUGAACUAUAAAGCUGAUUUCUGCUUGCAGUUGCCGCUUGGUGUAUUGACGGUCUGUGAAUAACACCUAAUACUAAUACUGGAGUAGAAUUUUUUGGAGGCCCCCUUGGUAGUUGAGGCCCAAGACAGUUGCCUGGCCCAACUGCCCUCAAAGCCGCCCCUGAGUAUAUUGUAUGAAUAAAUCCUAGAUCAUGAAACUCAACUUACAACAAUAGCUAUUCGUCUUGAGGUUCAACUUCCAAGUAAGGAGUGACAUCCCAUAUUUGCUCAAAGACCUGAUAGAAUUACCGUAGAACGUCUAUGAAAUCAUCAUUACCCCAAUGUCAUAAAUGCUUUUACCUAGAUGGGGUAUGGGAGAUCAGAUGUAUAACCCUAUUUAGCACAUAGGAACUAUUCAAUAUAAGGAAGAAAUUAAUACUU